Messenger RNA from Monopterus albus (swamp eel), 3508 nucleotides. RefSeq names its product LIM domain kinase 2 (gene limk2). Lineage: Eukaryota; Metazoa; Chordata; Actinopteri; Synbranchiformes; Synbranchidae. Gene Ontology annotation, molecular function: protein serine/threonine kinase activity; ATP binding; protein binding. Gene Ontology annotation, cellular component: nucleus; cytoplasm. The record is from RefSeq and is a predicted model, not a curated record. The transcript has 16 exons. Bases 327 to 2297 code for a protein of 656 amino acids. Gene Ontology annotation, biological process: actin cytoskeleton organization; protein phosphorylation.
AGCCAGACCUCAGUGCUCCUGCUUCCAGGUGCUGCAGUUGCGCCCUUCCGCUCCCCGUACAGGAAUUUGUAGAUUGCAUUACGUCACUUAUCCUGCCAGCGGCGAGAAGGCAGCUCCGUCCUUUAACGCUUUAGCCCGCUGUUUUUCGGAGGUGAAUUAAUGGGACUUGUGUGUUCUUUCCUGUCGUGUUCAGAGUUAGGAGUCUGGGAGUCCUGGCUGGACGACGGGACAAAGGGAAAGCUUGAAGCGCGACACCACAGCUCUCCUGCUUCAGUAUGAAAAGUUUGUAAAAGAAUCUGAAUAUCGACGACACUCUUAGAGAGUAGAUGGAGGAACCAGAAGGUACAGACAGCUGUUGCUGUGCGGGCUGUGGAGGAGAAAUUCGAGACUCCUAUCACAUGAAAGUUCUCCAGGACACCUGGCACAACUCCUGCUUUCAGUGUUCUGUGUGCCGUGACUACCUCACCACCUGGUACUACAAGAAGGAUGGCAUGCUGUACUGUCGCAGUCACUACUGGGAGAAGUUUGGAGAGCUCUGUCGUGGUUGCUCUCUGCUCAUGACUGGGCCUGCCAUGGUGGCCGGAGAACACAAGUAUCACCCUGAGUGCUUUGUGUGUCUGAGUUGCAAAGUGGUGAUUGAGGACAGAGACACCUAUGCGUUGGUCGAGCGCUCAAAACUCUACUGUGGAAAGUGCUACAAGCAAGUGGUCCUUACACCCAUGUUGGAAAAGCGAUCACACGACUCAGUCCUAGACUCCCUGCCCCACACGCUGACCCUCAUCUCAAUGCCCUCUGCAACCAAUGGAAAAAGGGGCUUCUCCGUCUCAGUGCUGAGGGAUGUCGGUGGCUCAGUGAAUGUGCAAGUCAAAGAGGUCAGAGAAAUGCUUAUAAGUCCAGAGGUGCGAAAUGCCAUCCAUGUUGGGGACCGGAUCCUGGAGAUCAACGGCCUUCCAGUUGGAACGUUGAUGGAGGAGGAGGUGGACCAUCUCAUCCACCACACCAGUCACACGCUGCAGCUGCUUAUAGAGUAUGAUCCAGUCAGGCAGCGUUUGGAUCGGCUCAAACUGGGAUCACCCAGGCUGGGGGUGCCGGCCACCUCCCGCAUGCGUCUGUCCUCACCUUCUGAUGCAGUUCUGGACGUGGAUGUGGCUGAAGAGGGCACACUGAAAAGGAGGUCUUUGAGGCGUAGCAACAGCAUAUGUAGGUCACCUGGGCCAACCUCCCCCAGAGAGCUGCCUUUUAUCACACGAGACAUUGGGCGCUCUGAAUCCUUGAGAUCCUACAGUAGCUGCUCUCAUCGCAUCUUCCGGCCAUGUGACCUCAUCCAUGGAGAGAUCUUAGGAAAGGGCUUCUUCGGACAGGCUAUCAAGGUGACUCAUAAAGCCACAGGAGAGGUGAUGGUGAUGAAGCAGCUGAUCCGCUGUGAUGAGGAGACUCAGAAAACUUUCUUAAAAGAGGUUAAAGUAAUGCGAAACCUGGAUCAUCCCCACGUCUUGAAGUUCAUCGGUGUGCUGUACAAGGAUAAGAAGCUCAAUUUGAUAACUGAGUAUAUUGAGGGAGGCACCCUGAAGGAUUUCAUCAGAGACACCGACCCGUUUCCAUGGGAGCAAAGGGUGAGCUUUGCAAAGAGCAUUGCUUCUGGCAUGGCCUACCUUCACUCGAUGAGCAUCAUACACAGAGACCUUAACUCUGACAACUGCCUGGUUAAACUGGACAACACUGUGGUCGUUGCUGACUUUGGACUCUCCCGACUCAUCGUAGAUGAUAAAGUUGAAAAACCUUCCACUAAGAGGAGGGUGUUCAAACGUAUUGACCGAAAGAAGCGGUACACUGUUGUGGGAAACCCUUACUGGAUGGCCCCAGAGAUGCUAAAUGGUAAACGCUAUGAUGAGAAGGUGGACAUUUUCUCAUUUGGAAUUGUACUUUGUGAGAUCAUUGGAAAGGUCUAUGCAGACCCUGAGUGCCUCCCCAGGACUCUGGACUUUGGCCUGAAUGUUGGCAAAUUUGUGGAGAAGUUCCUCCCUGAUGACUGUCCACCAGCUUUCUUCCCGCUGGCUGUGGCCUGCUGUGACCUCACACCAGACAACCGCCCACCUUUCCAGAAGCUGGAGGACUGGUUUGAAGCUCUGUCCCUGAACCAGGAGCUGAGGAUCCCCCUGCCAGCAGAACUGGACGAACUGCAUCACAGUCUGAGUCGUCUCUACUGGCCUAAAGACAGCUCUCCACCCCAAAGCACAGACCAGUCAUCAACCCCAACAGCAGCCUGUCCAGACUGUUCCAGUGUGACAGACACCUAAGACCUAUGCCUCUCUUGUUUUUAGCCAUCUGAACUCCUGCACUAAUACUGUGGAUGGGGACAAAUGGGAAAUUGCAUUGAACCUGAGCCAUAUUAGAACUGGACAACCUGAGGUAGCUGGACCAGUCUCCCUGUGUGGGACCUUAACUCAGUGCCAGUGAACUGCAGUGUGAGUGGAGAGAGACAUUUCAAAAGACAAGUAUUAAUUACUAAAAAAUUUUUUUUUACACUCUAGUCAGAUGCCACUCACACUCAACACACUAAUGUUUACUGUGUAUAAAGACAAAAACCAACUUUCUGUGGUCUUCUUCCUGACAGCCUCUUUAUAAAGUGGAAAACCACGAUAUGUUCCCAUGUGACAGCAGUUUUGUUUUUCUGGCUUUGAAGUUGUUGUUUGCCAUGUGUGGAAUGUGCCGAUCGGUCCUUGCCUGAAGGAGGACUGACUUCACCACAGCAGGAAAGAAAACAUUAGAUAGCUUAGCUUACUGACAUGUCCAAGUAAACACAGGGCAGGGCUGGAAGAGAACAGGAGUGACUUAAAGCAACAGUGGGAGCAAAACAAACACUGAAUAGUUUCAUCACUAUCUGUCUACUGCUUAUCUUUGCCAUCUUGUGUGGUGAAGGAAUGUUUAGAUUUAGUUUUUUUGUUUUUUUUUUCCAUUGACGCACCACUGAUAUAAUUUUUGACAAGAUGGAUACAAGUCUGCUUCUUAUCACUUCUCAGAAUGAUUAAUGAACACUAUUUAGAAUUUUGCAACACUGACAUUUUGUUCAAUUUCCUCCAAACACCUGUCUAUUAAAAAAAAACAGGCUGUUAUUAAUAAUUGUCUGACUAAUAAUUGUCAUGCCAGAGUUGACUUUAACAAGUGGCCUUGUACAGAAGAACAUUUUGUUUUCAUGAGUAUUGUGUACAAAUAUGUACAUAUGACUUAACUGGAUGUAAUUUUUCAAUCAUAGUUCUAAAUUUGUAGAUUUUUUUUUUGACAUUUCCUCAGUGAUUGACGUUUUUGCCUUUUUUGCUAUUAUCAUGCAAGGUACUGACGACCAUUUAUAACCACUAUUUAUAUUGCUGUGGUGUUUCAUAAAUAAACCCUCCAAAAAAUGGCUUUUGUUUGCUAUUCAGUACUGUAUAUCAAGAAAACGGUGACUAAGCAUCAGCUCUUCUGUUCUGUUCUUUUUUUUUUCCUUUAGCUGUUUGUCCCACUUGUACUA